Messenger RNA from Sphaerulina musiva SO2202, 1143 nucleotides. Its product is annotated as glycoside hydrolase family 43 protein. The record is from RefSeq and is a predicted model, not a curated record. Bases 1 to 1137 code for a protein of 378 amino acids. Lineage: Eukaryota; Fungi; Ascomycota; Dothideomycetes; Mycosphaerellales; Mycosphaerellaceae. The transcript has 2 exons.
AUGCUCAUAUCACCAUCGCUGCUCGCAGCAGCCAUCACCAUCUCCACCUUCGUUACCGCAAGCUAUGCAAACCCCACGACAGCCUCACCAGACCAUCAUCACCAUCAAAAACAACAAAAACAACGCCAACGACACUCCGCCGAUACCUACGUCGGCUACUUCGGCACCUUCUUCCCCGUCCAAGACGAAGCCAUCUACGGCUGGCUCUCCAACGGCAACAACCCCCAUUCCUGGCGCCAAAUCAACGGUCCCGCAGGAAACGGCUCACUCCUCCGCUCCAACGUGAGCACGAAAGGCGUACGAGACUCACAUCUCGUUCGAAGCCGCGACGGCAGCAAAUUCUGGCUCAUCGCAACGGAUUUGAACGUGAAUUCUUUCAAUGAAGAUUUCGACGAAGCUACGCGCUUUGGAAGUCGUUCCAUGGUCGUUUGGGAAACUACUUCUCCCGAUGAUUUGGGUCAGUGGACGCCUGGUCGAUUGACGGAUCCUCUCGUGGGUGUUGACGCGGGGAAUGUCUGGGCUCCCGAGGCCGAGUGGGAUGAGUCGGUGGGGGCUUAUGUUGUAGUUUUUGCUUCGAGGUUUUGGGAUCCGGAGGAUGUGGAGCGGACUGGUCCGCAGCCGCCGAAUCAGUUGAUGUAUGUCCUUACACAGGAUUUUCAGACGUUUUCCGAGGCGCGCGUGUAUGAGUUUCAGGGUACGCCGGUGAUUGAUGCGACGUUUUAUCAUGCGAGUGAGGAGGAGGAAGAGGGGAAGGAGAUGAAUGUUUGGUAUCGAUGGAUUAAGGAGGAGGUGACUUAUACUAUCUAUCAAGAACGAUCCGAAACCGGCAUCCUAGGCCAAUUCUCCCGUGUCGGCGGAGCUCCCCUCGACGAAAGAAUCACUUUUGCUUCACAAUACGAAAACAAUGAAGGUCCUCUGAUUUUCCACGAUAACCGCCAUCGGGGCCUCUAUCACUUGUGGAUCGACGAGAAUACGCUGCAGUCGUACAUUCCCGCCACGGCGCGGACGUUGGACGACAUGCAAGCGUGGGAACCGCAGUCAUUGAAUGGGUUUCCGAAAGGUAUUAAACACGGAUCGGUGAUUCCUGUUACGCAGGCGCAAUAUGAUGCGCUAGAGGAGAGGUAUGACUUUGUUUAGGUCAAG